Messenger RNA from Corylus avellana, 2137 nucleotides. NCBI's taxonomy places the organism in Eukaryota, Viridiplantae, Streptophyta, Magnoliopsida, Fagales, Betulaceae. The record is from RefSeq and is a predicted model, not a curated record.
GUAUAUGGGGUUGAAACUCGUAUUCGCGGCCCAAGAGCCCCCCCCGGCUGAGCCCUUCCGCUCUAUUGGUCACAAGCUUGGAUAAUCUUCCUUGGCGGGGCGGUGACAAAAAUCCCAAAGCCGCUGAAAACCCUAAUGCCCUCACCAUCACAGCAUUUCCUCUUGGAGUCAUCAAUCAUGUAUACGAAACGGAUCGGACUUUGCUUGGCUUCCCAAAUCUGAAACCAUCGAGUUUCAGUGCCAUGAUUCUCCAUAUCUGCUCAAAGUGCUUCUCUUAGUUUUAUCUUAUAUGCCUCACCUCACUCUGAUCUGUCUCACUUACCAUCCCCAUGAAGAAUAGGGACUCAAAGCAAAAACCCAGUUGGAAUUCUGGUCAUAACCAUAAGAGAAUUGUGAUUGAGAAUAUCUGUGAACCUAGAGCUGAGCCUAGUGAUGGCGCGGCGUUGCAGAUGACCCUCUUAUUCUUCACAACCCGUACCCAUUGGGUUCGAGCCUCCAAGGUCGCCACUGCCCAUUUCCAUAGUCUCGCCCACGGAGGAUCUUGGUCCAGGCCUUUCAAUGACAAAGAGGUAAUCUUAAACCGAAACUCUGAGGCUUGGUUUGUUAAGGUUGUUUGUACUCUAUUUGUUCGUUCGCAUUUGUCAGAUACUUGUUUGGGUCAUUUGAGGAAGAACUUGACCCCGUUGAUUGCGUUUGAGGUUGUUAGACGGUUAAACAAUCCAAAAUUGGGCUUGAAGUUCUUUGAGUUCAGUAGGGAGAGUUUGAGUGUCAGUCAUUCUUUCAACACCUACAAUUUGCUUAUGAGGUCCCUAUGUCAAAUGGGUCUUUACGAUUCCGCGAAAAUGGUAUUUGAUUGCAUGAGGAGUGAUGGGCAUUUGCCUGAUAGUUCGGUUGUUGGAUUUUUGGUAUCGUCGUAUGCACAAGUGGGAAAGUUUGAUCUUGCCAAAAAAUUGCUUGCUGAGGUUCAGUUUGAUGAGAUUGGAUUAAGUUCUUUUGUGUAUAAUAAGUUAUUGGACGAGUUGGUCAAGAGGAAUCUAGUUGACGAGGCCGUUUGCUUAUUUAGAGAGCAUAUGGGAUCAUAUUCUCAUCUGGAUACUUGCACUUUCAAUAUUCUUAUUAGAGGUUUGUGCAGAAUAGGAGGAGUUGAUAGGGCUUUUGUGUUUUUUAAUGACAUGGGGAGUUUUGGUUGUUCUCCUGAUGUUGUUACCUACAACACUCUUAUAAAUGGAUUAUGUAGGGUCAAUGAGGUAAAUAGAGGGCAUGAAUUAUUGAAGGAGGUUAAAUCAAGAAGUGAGCUUAAACCGAAUGUUGUAACUUAUACAUCGGUAAUAUCAGGGUUUUGCAAGUUGGGUAAGAUGGAUGAGGCCUCUGUUCUUUUUGAUGAGAUGGUUAAUUCAGGAAUAAAACCAACUGCAAUCACUUUUAAUAUUCUCAUUGAUGGCUUUGGUAAGGCGGGCAAUGUGGUUUCCGCAUCAGCCAUGUAUGAGAGGAUGCUAUUUCUUGGUUAUUUUCCGGAUGUUGUUACCUUCACUUCCCUAAUUGAUGGGUAUUGUCGAGCCGGACAGUUAAAUCAGGGUUUGAAGCUUUGGGAUGAGAUGAAUGCAAGAAAUGUGACUCCAAAUGUGUAUACUUAUUCUGUUCUUAUAAAUGCUUUAUGCAAGGAAAAUAGACUGCAUGAGGCUGGCGACCUUUUGAGGCAUAUGAAGUGGCGUGAUAUUGUUCCAAAACCAUUUAUGUAUAACCCUGUAAUUGAUGGGUUUUGCAAGGCUGGCAAUGUAGACGAGGCAAAUAAGAUAGUGGCAGAGAUGGAGGAGAAGAAAUGUAACCCAGAUAAAGUCACAUUUACAAUCCUCAUCAUUGGGCAUUGUAUGAAAGGGAGAAUGUUUGAAGCAAUCAGCAUCUUUGAUAAGAUGUUAUCAAUCGGUUGUGCUCCAGAUACCAUUACUGUGAAUUCUUUAAUAUCUUGCCUUUUGAAGGCUGGUAUGCCUAAUGAAGCCUUUCGCAUUAAGCAAACUGCAUCUAAGGACCUGGACUUGCGUAUGUCAUCUUUUAAAGAAGCUAUUCAUUUAAGAACAGAUAUGGCUAUUCCAAUGGCUGUUUAAUUGAAGGGCUACCACGGAAGUGAACUUGAAGCAUA